AUGCAAGACCAGUCACCAGAAAGCGCUUGUGCUGCAGCCGGUCUGUUCUACUUGCCUGGCAAGCCACCAUUCUGCAGCCAUCAACAACUGCCCAGGAGCAUCCCCAGCCUACCGCCUAAGAAGAGCAGCAGGAUGCCCGUCACAACCCGAUCCGCCAGCCGUCGCAUGGCAGCGGCACAAACCGCCGCCGCCAAACCCUCCCAACCGCGCAUCAAAUACCGGCGCGUCAACGGAAAACCCGGGCUCCUCAUCAGCCCACCGGAAUGGGUCACGCCCACCCGCCGGGUCGUGCUGACGACGGGUGCCAGGGGCCAGAGGCUCACCAGGAUCCGCGGUCCUGGAGACCGCUUGUUGGUCCGCGUCCCCGACAAGGAGGCAGCCACGAAGACGUCGAACCGUCGCCUGAGCACGUUCGUCAGGGCUGGUCGGACUUGGAUUCGCAUCCGGCCCGCUGUCCAAGAGGCCGGUGGUGUGGCCACCGGCUCGCAAAAACAGGGGCAGUAG
Molecule: messenger RNA, 504 nt
Organism: Pyricularia oryzae 70-15
Lineage: Eukaryota; Fungi; Ascomycota; Sordariomycetes; Magnaporthales; Pyriculariaceae
Exons: 3
Coding region: 1-504 (167 amino acids)
Source: RefSeq, a predicted model, not a curated record